AUCUCCCCGCUUUGCACCCGUCUGCCGCAAGCACGUCUCGUCUCCUCCCCCGGGCUCCUUCUCACUCUUUUCCUCGUCCGAUAUCUCAUUUUAGACCUCAUUAUGAUUAGUGCAACAUCCUUCUCAACUCACCUCGGGACCCGACCGCCGCGUUACCGCACUCCCUCACCUCCGCGACGCGCCGUCGAACCGAUUUCACCCUGUUCAACCUCCGACAUCAGAGCCUCAUGGAUUGACCGCAGCAUCGCAAGGGUGGCUGCCUCCGAUCGCGACUUAUACCCCCAGAAUCAGAGUGACUAUCCUCUUGCAGAUCAUGCGGCUGCUCAUCGACCGAGCCAUGGCAGAUCGAGUUCGACCAUCGACGCUCUCGCGACCAUUGCUUUAGCGACAAGUCCUACCUUCGCACCUCUCUCCUACCGACCUUCCUCUCCACACUCAAAACCUGCAUUGUCGCUGUUCCCCUCCGGAUCUAGUGACUCCUCCGAACGCCCCGCCAAGCGACCGCGCUCAGAAAAAGAUCAAUCGCCAUUCCUUUCCCAUCGGUCGCUGCCCGGAUCGGAUGCAAAUUCUUCUUCGCUGCUCGAUAGUAUGAAGACAGAUGCAGAGCUUCUAUUGAAUUUUGCCCGACCCACCAACUUUCAACCUACCUUUCAAUCCGUCAAGCGGGUCAGCAUAGAUGAGCCCGCUCUUUACUCCGGCGAUGACACACGGCGUUUCGACAGGAUUGGGUCCGCAGUGGGAUCAUGGGCCGCUCAUACCGAAAACUCUACCCACUUUGGUUCGAGCAAUAACGCUCUUCCACAGUCCCGAAUGAGGUCACAGUCCGACGGUUCAGCAGCCAUUGCGCGACCAACAAUACAAGGCCUGCGACCUAACACCAGUUCUUCAACGCUUCCACCAAUUCUCUGGCGGGAUGAAGAGGACGCGGAGGACGAUCACUGGGUAUCAGCAAACAAACAGAUCUUGGGCGGCGCACAGUCGGGCCCACAGUUUAUCGAUGUUAUGCGUAGCACUCAUGCCGGGUCAAUACCGAAAGAACUACCUUCCAAGUUGGAGGACGACACAGAGUCGGAGGAGUCUGGUCAAGCCAGCUGCGCCGCUUGCAAUCUCGUUCGUAUACCAGUCGACACUGGUGAGCAGGGUGAUGUGACCUGGAUCAGUUGCGACGGCUGCAAGCGCUGGUUCCAUAUUGUCUGCGCUGGUUUCAAAAACGACAGAGAGGUGCGGACUGUGGAUAAAUUCAUUUGCCGCGCCUGCGGCCCCUUCCAUGGACGAACCACAUUUGUUCGCAAGUCAUCUCGCGCCCGUACCGCCAUCGAUUACGCUGGGCUAAACCAAGGGCUAGUGAAAGCCGCAACAGACUCACUGGAACACCAUUACAUUGAUCCCAUCCGCCAAGGCAAGAUUCGAUUUCUUCCUGAAAACUUUCCCCGCAUGCGCCCGGAGCUCAUCACGGCCGAGUACUUCGAACGAGGCAGUGGCAUGACGGAGCCGAUAGUCAUCCCUGCCGAAUGGAAUACACGGGACUCAGUCCCAACCAUACACCCGGACUUAGAUGCAUUGGCGCAGGAGGCCUCCACGCAAGAGAUGUUCGAUGAACUCUUGGACCAUCUCAACGCGCAAGAGGAAAGCUUGGAGCAGGUGGUAGAUUGUGGCCAAGAUCAACUGGACAUGGUGAUCCCUCAAGGCCUGACGGUCAGACAAGUGGCCGAGCUUUAUGGACCCGAAGAGAGGGUCGAAGUCAUAGAUGUCAAAUCCCAACAGGGAGAGGACAAGAGGUGGACUAUGCAAAAAUGGGCCGACUACUAUGAGAGCACUGGUGACAAAGUAGUGCGAAAUGUCAUCAGCUUGGAAGUGUCCCAAAGUCCAUUGGGAAGGUUAAUUCGACGACCGAAAGUGGUUCGCGACUUAGACUUGCAAGAUUCAGUCUGGCCUCAAGAGCUUCAAGCGAUUGGGGACUAUCCAAAAGUCCAAUUCUAUUGCUUGAUGUCAGUGGCCGAUUGUUAUACCGACUUUCAUAUCGACUUUGGUGGAUCAUCUGUCUACUACCACAUCCUGAAAGGCAAGAAGACUUUCUUCUUCAUUCCACCUACGGACAAGCAUCUGAAGAAAUAUGAGGAGUGGUGUAACUCCCCGGCACAAGACACGACCUUUCUUGGUGAUCAAACCAAGGAAUGUUAUCGCGUGGAUUUGGCUGAAGGAGAUACGAUGCUGAUUCCCUCGGGCUGGAUUCAUGCCGUGUGGACUCCGGAGAAUAGUCUGGUAAUUGGUGGUAAUUUCCUGACCAGAUUGAAUUACGGGAUGCAGAUCAAGAUUGCAAAAAUCGAGAAAGACACCAAGGUGCCAAGGAAGUUCCGAUACCCCUUCUUCCAGAAAAUCCAAUGGUAUACCGCGUUGAAGUACCUUGAGGAAGAUCCGGUUCCGCAGGGCGUUCUCGAUGCGUUUGCACAGGAUGAGAAUUACCGCUUCCAUCGCGACUAUCCCAUUUACUAUGAGUUCGGAGAUAGGACGAAUACUGCUCCUGCGGGCUCUCCCUAUCACAAUUCACGCUUCUACUCACAAGCCGAGCUGGAAGGCUUGCCAGAUCUUGCAAAGUACCUCCUGCGUACCGCCUUGAUUGCUGGUUCCUACCUUGUGGAAGGAGUAACGAUGGAUGCUAGGAAUGCGGUCAAACGAUCGAUACCGAAGACACCGGGAGACCCAGUUGACGUUGUUAAGCACUUUGGGAUAUGGGUUGCAUGGAAACGUGGAAACGAGAAAGCACCUCACUGGACUCGUCCCGGCGUGAUUGAAAGCAACCCAAAGCUCAGCCUCGCUGAGAAAAAGCCAGCCGGAAGACCUAGUCGUCGCUCAGAGCGCAAUGUGGACAGCCAGCGUACUUAUGCAGAGCGGCAGGCUGUGCAGCGACUACCGGAGCAUCCAAAAGACUUGGCGAACGAGUCUAGCGACAAGAGCAGCUCUAGUGUGCCUUCGACCACGGAUUCUCAUAUGCCAGCGAGCGUGUCAAGCACCAGUACGGGUAUCAAAGAGGAGCCCGUGCCUAAGCCACGAACUGCACCUCGGGCUUCUGGGUUAGGCCCCAAGCGGGUUGCAUGUGAUGCUUGUCGCAAACGCAGAAUCCGCUGCCAUCACAAGGACGAACAAAAUGAUAAUCUCUCAUCUAAACAGACGGCCAUGGGGGCUUUCGGUGUCGGGGUCCAUUCGCCGGCGCACGAUGCAGCGUCGGCUCUGAACUCCUUGGCGGCCAUUGCAUCAGAAGCGGGUCUUCAGGACAAUGGUGCCAGUAGGAAUAUGGAUCGCUUCGAAGCCUCAAUGAUCACUGUGGGCACCCCGCAUGCACAGACUAACAGACUCAACGAUCUCAGUCCCGAGGGGCCAAAUACCGGAAAGAAAGGCCGGAGCAAGGCCUGCGACGACUGUCGGAAGAGCAAGCGCCGGUGUAUCCAUGAUGAGUAUGGAAGAAUUGAUCCCGUCAAAGCUCAGGAACGAGCGAAGCCACGAGCCGCGGCCUCCGUGAAACGACCUCGUCCCCAUGAAGAAGGAACUGGCUCAGCCGUUAGCAAACGCUUGAAGCAAGAAAGUACUUCUCCCAUGUCGCGGCCGCUCCAAUUCAAUAGUAGAGACAACGGUAUGCUGGAAGCACAGGACCAGGUCGGUCAUGCUCCGAAGGAUCUUGACCUCAAUGGCCCGUAUGCCGAUGUCCCUCACGAGGUCCACGGCCCUCUGCAACAAGCAGCAACGGACAAGGAAGCCCCGCUCGGGCAGACCUCGUACGCAUCACCGCCUGCCUUCCAGUCCGAUACCGUGGUGACGAGUGAGGUCAACUCUGCUCUUGCUUCUAAGCCAACAGCUACUCUUGUUUCUCCACCCACGUCGUUGGUGGACGAGACCGAUGUUCCCAACGAUUAUGCAGAUGGCGAAGGGGAACACGUGGUGAUCCUUCACACGCCCACAUCUAGCUCGCGACAUUCUUCCCGUCAACCUCGCCAGGUCGACCGGUACGUACCCGAGGUUUCUGUUAGCAAGACGAAUAAGCCGGCAACGCACAUGCUUGGCGCGCGCCGUUCAUCAUUCGGCGCAUCGACGACCGGUGUACAGAGAUCUACUCCUGGCCCAUCCUCGGGGACGAAGAAAACAGCGUCACGGCCCUCAUCAUCACACAAUGCGAAGAAGAGCUUCUGGCCCACGGACGAGAAGAAAGGCGAGCGUACUACUGCAUCUUCGACUUCGCCCAGUCAAAUCAACAAAUCCACGAAGCGUGCGGCUGACGACGAGCCGGAUGCUGAGAGUCUUCGUCUGAUCCGUGAACUUCAAGAAGCCGAGUUUGGUCUUCGAAAGCGAUCUACAAGAGCGUGAACCGGUUGCACGUCUCCCCGCGGGAGAAAAAAAUUCGGCUUGCGUUUUUCGACCGCAUCUGGAUUGUUUUCAAUUGGGUCACCGACUUGUCCGGACCGAUAACGGUUCGAGGCAACGAUUCGGCUUUUACCUGGGAUGCGGAGUUUGAGAGUUGGGGGGUGUCUGAUGGACAUGGUAAUGAAUGUUUUUUCUCAUCAUUCUUUGAUUUGGUUCAUGGAUUGCGAGUUCAUUUGGCGUCCCGUUGCUUGGUUGGGUGUUCUGCAGAGUUGUCUUUACCCAUAACCCCCGUGUCUUUUUUACGUCGUUCGAGAACCCUUUCAGCCUUUUCUUCUUUCUCGUGUGUGUGUUGUGUGUGUGUAUCCGGCG
Molecule: messenger RNA, 4722 nt
Organism: Aspergillus saccharolyticus JOP 1030-1
Lineage: Eukaryota; Fungi; Ascomycota; Eurotiomycetes; Eurotiales; Aspergillaceae
Gene: jhd1
Product: [Histone H3]-lysine-36 demethylase
Exons: 2
Coding region: 103-4356 (1417 amino acids)
Biological process (GO): regulation of transcription by RNA polymerase II; protein demethylation
Molecular function (GO): histone demethylase activity; DNA-binding transcription factor activity, RNA polymerase II-specific; transcription coregulator activity
Source: RefSeq, a predicted model, not a curated record